CCCCAAGCCAAAAGGGAGAAACGAAACAGCACGAUUGAGAAUUUCCGGAUUUUUUUUUCUGCUUUGUGAAAAGAAAAAAUAUAUAUAAAUAUGGACAGGGACGACGACAUUGAUGCUUACUUUAAAGACGAUGGUUCAAAAAUACGUUCCUUGGAUUUGCCAGUUCUUAAAAAAAUAAUGCCUUUAUUGGAACAUAGGCACAAAAAAGAUUCUGAAAUCUUUGAAAAACUUGUAAACAACAGUAACCAACUGCGCCAAACUUUGGGCAGCUUAGAAAUAGAUAACAACCAGCUAGACAAAUCAGUGAAAAAAAAGUACCAAAUAUACGAGGAACUUGAAAUCAGAGGUACCAAAGCUGAAAGAAAACUUAACAAAAUCAAGGUGAUGUGUCCAAUAUAUGAAACCAAAAUGAACAAGUUUCUGGAUGAGCUUUCUGGAAAAGACGAGCCCAAGAUUAAAAAAGGUACAGGUGAUGAAUCAACCACUCCAACAAGCAGCUGGCUUCAGUUGGAAGAAACCUUAAUCAAGAGGAAAAAAGAUCUAGAGGGUUCAGCUAAAGUAAAUCAAGAGAAAAUUGAUAAGUUUGUCGAGAAAUACUUGAAUUAAAUUUAAUUAGGCAUAACUUAUUAUCUAUAGGGUGGCACUAUGAUUUAUUCAAUAAAUGUCAGUUUUUCAAAUUUUAUUUUAUUUUUGGACUUUCAAACAUUUGGUUCUCUAAGUUUGGAAAUACAUGUUCACAUUUUGAAUAUAUUUUCUAGCUUCCACUUCGACCUGAGCCUGAGGUGCUCGCAGAGCGCAUAUAGGCAGAACGUACAAUGGCUAAGCAAUAGGCGUUUAAAGUCUAGCACUGAUUGGCUAUUGCUAAUGUGGUGCACUAAAAUGCCCGCACCAUUUACCUGCAAUCGUCAUAUGGCAAAUACCGAGAUUAGAUUCAGGCAUAAUAUAAAAACAGCAUAAUUUAUAAGUGAGAGCAAAGGUGAGAGAUAUCAAGCAAAUUGAAUCAAUAAUGCAAACUUCUCUGACUAACCCGUCUGCCUAGUGCUAUUUUGGUCCUCGUAAGUUAGCAUUUUAUUUAAAAAACAAAGCCCGCUUGAGGAACGUUACGCAUAAGACUGAAUUAACUUUUUUUUUUAAAUAAAAUAGUAACUUAUAAGUACUACACCUUUUCCAUAUGUAUUUCAGAGAUCGUCAGUUUAAUUUCAGAAAGCGUCAAUUGCAAUUAAGAUUAGUAAAUUGUAAUUUGGAAAGCAUCAAUUGUAUUUCAGAUUAGUUAAUUAUAUUUGAGAAAUAGUCAAUUGUAUUUCAGAUUAGUUUAUUUUAUUUCAGAAAGUGUCAAUUGUAUUUCAGAUUAGAUAGUUUUAUAUCGGAAAGCGUCAAUUGUAUUUCAGAUUAGUUCAUUGUAGUUCAGAAAACGUAAAUUAUAUUUCAGAAAUUAUCAGAUGUAGUUCAGAAAUCAUCAGGUAUCUACGCAGAUUUUCCCAAAUCAACACAAGAUAGGUGUAUAGGUGACUCAUUAUAAAUUUUAUUUAAUACACUACAUUGAUAAUAUCUGAAAUACAUUUGACGAAUUCUGAAAUACAAUUUACAAUUUCUGAUCUACAAAUAAAUAAUCUGAAACACAAAUGACGAUUUCUGAAAUACAAGUGACCAAACUGAAAUACAAAUGACUUUUUCUGAAAUAUAAUUGACCAAUCUGAAACACAAAUGAUAUUUUCUGAACUACAACUGACAAAGUUGAAAUACAAAUAACACUUUCUGAAAUUGAACUAACACAACUGUAAUACAAUUGAUGCAUUCUGAACUAGAAUUGAUGAAUCUGAAAUACAAGUAAUACAUUCUGAAAUACUUAUGGAAAAGGUGUAGAUCCUAGACUAUAUUGCACUCAGCCGAUGGGUUAGUUUGGGCAAGUCUGUAUUUUCUCGAUUAUUAUCAGACGGAUAUGAACGUUUUUAAAACGUGCCUUCUGGUUUAUAUGCUUUGUAAAUUAUUUAAUACAGGGUUUAUCCAACUUUUGCUUAAGUAGGUACACGGUACACCUAGGACAUUUUCAGCCAAAUUUCUUUUUCGUUUCGGUCUCACUUGUCCGAUCAGCAAUAUCCAAUCCAAUCAGCGCUAGGUUUUAAAGACUUAGUGCUAGUCCGCUAUAUGUGUUUGCCUUAAGGGUGCUGGCAAAAGGUACACCGUAUCAGCAAUAGCCAAUCAGCGCUGGACUUUAAACGCCUAUUGCUAAGCCGUUGUACAUUCUCUCUAUAUGCAUCCAGAGCAUUUCACAUUAAUCUUUUGUUUAAAUUUUAGGUAGGUAUGUUUGGUUGGGAACCAACUCGGACUAGACGCAGUUGAGUUGGUGCAGAACC
Molecule: messenger RNA, 2354 nt
Organism: Ceutorhynchus assimilis (cabbage seed weevil)
Lineage: Eukaryota; Metazoa; Arthropoda; Insecta; Coleoptera; Curculionidae
Source: the annotation of a GenBank genome assembly